Molecule: messenger RNA, 930 nt
Organism: Cyphellophora attinorum
Lineage: Eukaryota; Fungi; Ascomycota; Eurotiomycetes; Chaetothyriales; Cyphellophoraceae
Product: putative methyltransferase NSUN3
Exons: 1
Coding region: 1-930 (309 amino acids)
Biological process (GO): rRNA methylation
Cellular component (GO): mitochondrial large ribosomal subunit
Molecular function (GO): methyltransferase activity
Source: RefSeq, a predicted model, not a curated record
AUGCCCACGAAAGCAGAGCAGAAGCGGCUGUCGCAAGCUGUUGUCGCUUUUCACAACCACUACGCCUCAAUUUGGGGCACUCGAUGGGAUGAAAGCCUGUACCCUUAUCUGCUCGAGCCCACCCGCUAUGCUGCGCUAAUCAACACGUUCGCCCCUGACGAGAAGCUGCACGAUGACCUGAAGGCUGAAGCGAUGCCUCUGUUGCCAUGUCUGCAAUACUUUGAAGAUGCGCUAUUGCCUCCGCGGCAGACCCUGGCAGGCCUAUUGAGCCACUACAAUCUUGAUGCGGCUUCUGUCCUCGCGGCCGAACUGCUCGAUGUGCAGGAGGGCCACAGUGUGCUUGACUUAUGCGCUGCUCCAGGAGGCAAGAGCAUCGCCAUCGCUCAGCACAAGCCUGCGCUUCUGCACAGCAACGAGCUCGACAGCGCUCGCAACAAACGUUUGACUACGAACUUGAGAUCUUACUUGCCUGCUGACUUUAAUUUCAAGGUCCUGAAGCUGGAUGGCACCGACAAACGAGCCGCAUUCCCCAACAAGCAGUACGAUCGAGUCCUUGUCGAUGCGCCUUGUUCGUCUGAGAGGCACAUCGUCCACAAACAUGCAACGAAUCCAGGCGCCGUGGAGAUGAUGAAUUGGAAGGCGUCGCAUUCCAAGACACUGGCGAAGACGCAGACCGAGCUGCUGAUGACCGCGCUGAGGCUUGUCAAGCCAGGUGGCCGUGUCGUCUACGCCACAUGUUCGAUAUCCGACAUUGAGAAUGACGGUGUCAUUGAGAGAUGUCUGCAGAAGGCGCCAUCUGAGAUAGUGGACGAUGACAAGCUCGAUGUCAUGAGCGAGAAGACAAAAUAUGGAAGGAUAGUGCUGCCCGAUCACAAAAACGGAGGAAAAUGGGGACCUUUAUUCUUUUCUGUCCUGAUCAAAUCAGUGUGA